GCAGUAAGAAUGACAUUCAGGCCUUCAGUGCUGUAGCUGGGCACACCACCAUGCUCAACACUCAGAUCGCGAUGAGACUUCUAGCAAUUUCUCCUUCCUGCCUUGCAGCAAAUAACAUUUAACAGCUAUGAAGUGCAAAUGAAGAGCAGUAGCAAAUAAUAACUGCUAGAUUUAAUAUAAUUUUUGCCAUUCUUCUGAAAAAUGAAGACCAUAUUUCUUGUGAUUCACAUUAGCUUGCUGCUACAUGCUGUUUUCUCUGCUCAGGGUCGAUUUGCUCAAAAACUGUUGAAUGACCUAAUGGAGGGCUAUUCUAAUGCUUUACGGCCUGUGGAGGACACAGACAAAGCCCUUAAUGUCACUCUACAGAUCACGCUUUCACAGAUUAAAGAUAUGGAUGAAAGAAACCAGGUGCUGACUACAUAUCUGUGGGUUCGUCAGAUCUGGCAUGAUGCUUACUUGAGCUGGGAUAAAGAAGAAUAUGAUGGACUUGAGGUCAUCCGCAUUCCCAGCAAUCUUGUUUGGAGACCAGACAUAGUUUUAUAUAACAAUGCAGAUGAGGAGGACUCCUCAGGACCCCCAGACACUAAUGUGGUGUUGAGAUAUAAUGGUGAGAUCACAUGGGACUCCCCUGCCAUCACCAAAAGUUCCUGUAAGGUGGACGUCUCUUAUUUCCCCUUUGAUAGUCAGGAAUGCAACCUUACCUUUGGCUCCUGGACCUACAAUGGCAACCAGGUGGACAUUGCUAUGGGCAUGGAGAGUGGUGAUCUUUCAGAUUUUGUGGAUAACGUGGAAUGGGAGUGUCAUGGCAUGCCAGCUGUCAAGAAUGUCAUAAUGUACGGUUGCUGCUCAGACCCGUACCCUGACAUAACGUACACAGUCCUGCUCAAGCGGCGUUCUUCUUUCUACAUCUUCAACCUGCUUCUGCCGUGUUUCCUCAUCUCUUUCUUGGCUCCACUGGGCUUCUACCUGCCGGCUGAUUCUGGGGAGAAGGUCUCGUUGGGGGUGACGGUCCUGCUGGCUCUGACUGUAUUUCAGCUGAUGGUAGCUGAAAGUAUGCCACCUUCAGAAAGUGUUCCAUUAAUUGGAAAAUAUUACAUUGCAACAAUGACCAUGAUAACAGCCUCUACAUCUUUGACUAUAUUCAUUAUGAAUAUACACUUCUGUGGAGCAGAAGCUAAACCUGUGCCCCACUGGGCCAAAGUCCUGAUAAUAGAUUACAUGUCAAAGAUCUUCUUUGUGUAUGAGGUAGGAGAGAACUGCACAACACCUGAAAGUGAUCGAGGCCCAUUUUUCUCUGAAGAUCCACUGGCUAGCCUGGAGAGAGAUGGGUAUUUUGACAAAGGGUUUUAUGAAGACUGUCACCUUGAUGAGAGAAUCCGCAGUCAGUUUAAUGGGUACAGUCACAGAGACCACCGACAUGGGAAUGGGUACCAUCACAAAAACAGCAGCUAUCGGCAACAUAGGCAUGAGCAGCAAAGAAGAACCCGAUCGUCAUCAAAUUCCCCUGUUCGACAGAGUUCCCAUCAUCCAAAAUAUACACACUUCAUCGGUCGAGAUGGAAGCGAAAAGCUCCCACUAACAAGUCAGGAAAAACUCAAAGACAGUGAAAUCUCCAUUCCAGAAAAAAUUAACGGAUACACAUAUGAUCAGGGCAAUGGGUAUCUCAAUGGAGUCGGCUACCUUCACGAUAAUGGCUACAGCAAAACCUUUGGAGCAGAUAGCUACAAUAAGACAACUACUGGCACAGGGUGUGUCUGUGGAAAACAUCAGAAAUUGGUGCGAAACAUUGAGUACAUAGCUAACUGUUUCAGAGAGCAGAGGGGACACCAGGCCAAAGGGGCCGAGUGGAAGAAGGUUGCCAAGGUGAUGGACAGGUUCUUCAUGUGGGUGUUUUUCAUCAUGGUCUUCCUCAUGAGUAUUCUUGUCUUGGCCAAGGCAACCUAGGAAAGUUUACAACUUGAUGCAAUUGGUAAAUUACAUAAUAAGUAAAUCUAUGUGUCAAAAGACUGUAAUUCUGUUCUGCAAUCCUGUAUUUGUUGGCAAAUGCAUUCAGAUUAAAAUGUGAAUUACAGUUACAGCAUGUGUUUUAGUUGUUUGAAUAUCUUCCUUUAUUCAUUGCUGUCUUUGUUUUUUCCACUCCUUUUUUUGUAGUUGGUAAAAGUUAAAGAAAUGGCAUUAAUAUUUCAGGUGUAGAAGUGUUCCCACAAGUGUACAUAGAGUAACACAAUCUUUGUCCAGCAUGGACACACAUUAAUAAUGCACAAUUAACCCCGCACAUGCGUAUGGGCAGACAUUGACACUAACACACAUUAAAAAUGCAUCAAUAGACCUGUCCUGAAUAUUGAACACGUGCAUCUUGCAUCCUAUACCAAUGCUAGUGUACCAAUCUAUCCUAGAAGCAACAUUUGCAACUUCUAUAUUUGCUUACUGUCACCUAUUGUUGACUUGUUUGAUUUGCUGUGGUUGUCUCUUGAUUUUUUCUUUGUUCACAGUAUACUUUACAACAGUGCUACACAAAUAAAUCCUUAAUCACAAAAUCCUAGAAUUUUAGAAAGACCUACUGAUCGAAAAAGGAAUCAACUUGAGAAAAAGGAUACAUAGAAAUUAGGAGUGCAACCUCAAAUGCUGUAACAAAUCUUGAAACAAGAGUCAGUUACUGCACCAUUAAUAAACCAAGCUUUAUAUAAAAAUACCAUUCAAAGACUUGAAAAUGUCCUGGCCAAAACCCCUCAACCCAACAUUACUUAAACUGAAACGGAACUGAAAAUGUCAUAGGGCUCUAUUUUAACAAUCUAGCCACAAAGUCUAAAGCACAAGGCACAACAGCAUUACGUGCGUGUCUGAGUCAUGAAAAAGGCACGGGGGUAGUGAUUUUUAUAUUCAUAUUGAAAAAAAAAAAAAUUGUAACAUUAAUCCUUUAUUUUUUUCAUAUGUGAAGAUAUUUGUGUCUUGCUUUACAUCCUGAGUGUAUCAAACAAUGUGUACAGGUUUUGGACCUGCAUAGAUCCAUAAUUACAGCAGUCUGCGCUGGACUUUAGACCGGGGUUUAUUUGGUCCUGUUUCAGUUUUUUUUUUAAAUGCAACAACAAUGAACUUUAAUACACUUCUUCUUUAGUCGGAACACCGAUGAGUCUACAAAGUGGCACAAAUUGAAUUUGCUAUUUAAACAACGAGGCAAAAAAUGAGAAAAUUAAAGUUUGCGCUGGUCUAAAAAUUGCGCCAAACACGUCUUGCACAUUAUUGUGCCGGGUGAAUGAUAGGGCCCUCAGUCUUUUCAUAGUUGUACAGUGCUUUUUUUAAUAUCUGCCAAGAGACUUUUCAGCCUUAAAGUGACCUUGAUGUUUUCUGAUUAUUUUACACGUACAUUUACACAUUUAU
This is a messenger RNA of Danio rerio (zebrafish), 3378 nucleotides long. NCBI's taxonomy places the organism in Eukaryota, Metazoa, Chordata, Actinopteri, Cypriniformes, Danionidae. The record is from RefSeq and is a predicted model, not a curated record.